This is a messenger RNA of Microthlaspi erraticum, 465 nucleotides long. Lineage: Eukaryota; Viridiplantae; Streptophyta; Magnoliopsida; Brassicales; Brassicaceae. The record is from the annotation of a GenBank genome assembly.
AUGGCGGCAACCAAUGUGAUGUCCCCUCUUGAUACCCAUAGAGGGGAUACUUUUGCUUCUCGUGGCCUCUCGCUUGAGAAGAAAAUUGAGGCCCUCGAGGGCCUCACAGGACAAGUUAGUAACCGGCGAUCUCGGAGAUGGCUAAAUGAUCGUAUUCUAAUGGAACUUGUUCCUCGUUUAGAUGCGGAAGAAAUCAGGGGCUUGUUUGCCCCACCACCAUGGGGUGAUGAUGUCCCACCCUCAGCCUUUUCUUUGACUAAUGUUGGAGAAUGGGACAAAUUCAGAAGCAUAGACAUGGACAAGGAGGCCAGUAUCAUGGACUCCUUGGAUCGGUCAUCCGUGAGGCAGAAAGGCCGUGUGGAUGCUGAUAAAACCGCUGUCUUAAAUGCUUGGCGAAGAAUAGAGUGUGGAACAAGAGAGGCUCUUCGGCGUAGCUUUUUACCAGAACUGAUCGAGGGAUAUGAG